AUGUCCGAGCUGACGCCCGAGGCUUCUCGCCUCUACCGCGUGCGCAAGACGACCGUCAAGAUGCUGCAUAACCGCGGCUACAUCGUAAGCGAGAACGAGCUGGUCAUGACGCCCGAGGCGUUCCAAGUCCAGUUUGGCGACAACCCGACCCGUGAAAUGAUGACAAUUCUUGUCGAAAAGAUUGACGACCCGAGUGACAAUUUGUUUGUGUUUUUCCCGGAAGACACUAAAGUGGGGGUCAAGCCCAUUCGCAAUUACUGCAACCGCAUGAAGGACGAGAACGUGACCAAGGCCAUUCUCGUCGUCCAGGAAGGAAUCACGCCGUUUGCGCGGCAAGCGCUCAAUGAAAUGGCGCCACGGUACAAGAUCGAGCACUUUAAAGAGACGGAGCUGCUCGUGGACAUUACGGAACACACGCUCGUGCCCGUGCACCGCGUGCUCGGGCGUGACGAGAAGGCGGCGCUGCUCAAGCGCUACCGCAUUCGGGACUCGCAGCUGCCUCGGAUGCAGGUGACGGACCCAAUUGCUCGGUACUAUGGCAUGACCCGUGGCCAAGUGGUCAAGAUCAUUCGGCCGUCUGAAACGGCGGGGCGAUACGUGACGUACCGUGCUGUGAUUUAA
Messenger RNA from Peronospora matthiolae, 621 nucleotides. The record is from the annotation of a GenBank genome assembly. NCBI's taxonomy places the organism in Eukaryota, Oomycota, Peronosporomycetes, Peronosporales, Peronosporaceae.